AGAGAGAGCGAGUGGGGCAGAGCGAGCGAGCAAGCGAGAGAGACGGAGAGUUAGACAGAAACAGAGAGGGAGCGAGGAAAAGAGACAGACAGACAGCUGGACAAUCUGCAUCUCACAGCCUCAGUCUCCCCCACCUCCCUCUCUUUCUCCCCCUCUCCCUCUCUCUCCCCCUCUCUCUCUCUCUCUCUCUCUCUCUCUCUCUCGGGCUGGUUCUCCCCCGUCUCUCCAUCGGAGUGGUCCAUUUGUUCCAGUUGAAGCGAUGUGGCCGUGGAGCGGGGGCUGAGCUGGUGGUGGUGGUGGCUGGCUGGUCGAGCUGGGUGGGAUUAGCUCCCGCCGGCUUCAUCAAACUAGCCCUUCCUCAUCCUCAGCCUUCUCCUCUUAUUUCCGGAAUCCGUUUUUUUUUUCUUUUUUUCCUUUUUUUUUUUUCUUCUUCCCAGAAGCAGGUCGGUAACUAAAGCUCUGCUUCGUUCCGGAUCCUCGUCCACUGCUCUCUCUCCCCGCUGCUCUCUCCGCUCCUCUCUCCUCCUCUGGUCGUCUCCGCUCCUCUCCUCUCCUCUCCCCUCUCUCCUCUCUGCUCCGCUCCCUCUCCUCGCUCCUCUCCUCUCCUCUCCUCGCUCCUCUCCUCUCCUCUCCUCUCCUCUCCUCUCCUCUCCUCUCCUCUCCUCUCCUCUCCUCUCCUCUCCUCUCCUCUCCUCUCCUCUCCUCUCCUCGUUUCUCUCCUCUCCGGCUGGCAAGAUGUGGUCCACGCUGUUGCUCCUUCUCCUCGCUUUGAUCCACGUGUCGGUGCAGGGGCCCCACCAGAGGCACCUCCUGAAGAACCUGCUGAAGGACUACAACCGCAUGGAGAGGCCGGUGGGCAACGACUCCCACUCGCUGACGGUGGUCUUCAGCCUCAGCCUGAUCCAGAUCAUGGACGUGGAUGAGAAGAACCAGGUGCUGACGACCAACAUCUGGCUGAGGAUGGGCUGGUUCGACCAUUAUCUCCAGUGGAACCAAACCGAAUACCCUGGGGUGAAAAACCUCCGCUUCACCACCGACCAGGUGUGGACACCUGAUAUCCUGCUGUACAACAGUGCAGAUGAUGACUUUGACUCUACCUUUAAGACCAACGUCCUGGUCAACUCCAGUGGCUACGCCGAGUACCUCCCACCGGGAAUCUUCAUGAGCACGUGCAACGUGGACGUGCGCUGGUUUCCGUUUUUUGACAUGCAGAAGUGCGAGCUCAAGUUCGGCUCGUGGACGUACGACGGCUGGCUGCUGGACCUCCAGAUGAACGAGGCCGACAUCUCAGGCUACAUGCCCAACGGAGAGUGGGACCUCGUGGGGGUACCGGGCACCCGCAGCGAGGCCUUCUACGACUGCUGCAAGGAGCCCUACCCGGACGUCACCUUCGUGGUGACCAUGCGGCGGCGGACCCUGUACUACGCCCUCAACCUGCUGAUCCCCUGCGUGCUGCUGUCCUCCAUGACCCUGCUGGUCUUCGUGCUGCCCGCCGACUCCGGAGAGAAGAUCUCCCUGGGUAUCACUGUUUUGCUGUCUCUAACGGUCUUCAUGUUGCUCGUGGCAGAGAUCAUGCCGGCCACAUCCGACUCGAUUCCUCUAAUAGGGCAGUACUUUGCGAGCAUCAUGAUCAUCGUUGGGGCGUCGGUCGUGGCCACGGUGGUGGUGCUGCAGUACCACCACCACGACCCCAACGGAGGCACCAUGCCUAAAUGGAUGCAGCUGGUGCUGCUGCAGUGGGUGGCGUGGUUCCUGCGGAUGAAGCGCCCGGGCGAGAGCGAGGACCCCGAGAGGCCCCCCUGCGCCCCCCACCUGCGGCGCUGCUCCUCGGGCUCCCAGACCAACAGCCUGCCCAACGCCCCGGAGCCCGCCCUCCACCCGCUGCACCCGGGCAGCCUGGCGCCGCUCCAGACGGGCUCCCUGCACGCCGGCGGCGGCCACCACCCCCACCUGCAGCACCCCCACCUGCAGCACCUGCACCACGCCCAGUCCAGCGCCAACAACAACGGCGGCCUGCUGUACAUGGGCUUCCAGAGCCUGGACGACGCCUCGCUGCUGGCCGACGCCGUGCAGCGGAGCAACAGCAUCGCCUGUGGCGGCGGCGGCGGCGGCGGCUCAGGCCUCUCCGCCUCCUCGGUGGCGGGCAGCCUGCGGGCGGUGGCGGGCGGGGCCAGCCCGCCACCGCACUCCCAGGCCCAGUUCUGCGUCUCCCCGCCGCUCCCGCCCACGGCCGGCUCGACCCACGGCGACACGCUGGGCUGUCCCAGCACCGUCUCCAGCGGCGGGGGCUUCGGGGGCGCGGGGGGCUGCCCGGCGCUGGGCGUGGGGGGCAUGGGGGACCCCCAGCUGCAGGCGCUGCUGGAGGAGGUGCGCUACCUGGCGGACCGCUUCCGGGAGCAGGACGAGGCGGCGGGCACGGCCGACCAGUGGAAGUUUGCGGGCGCGGUGAUCGACCGGCUGUGCCUGGUGGCGUUCAGCGUGUUCAACAUCAUCUGCACCAUCUCCAUCCUCAUGUCGGCGCCCAACUUUGUGGAGGCCAUCUCGAAGGACUUCAUCUGAGGCCAGGACCCGGGAGGGUCACGAAAAAGAAGUGCAAACACAGGAAGAACCGAAACAGAAGGGCAGGGAAAGGAGAGCCGGGGUGGACGAGGAGGAAGGGGGACGGCGAGCCUUGUGUUACGGACGAGAUGUCCGUAGGAGAUGUAGACCGCUUUUUAACGGACGGGGGG
This is a messenger RNA of Gadus macrocephalus (Pacific cod), 2729 nucleotides long. It is a transcript of the gene chrna11, whose product is annotated as cholinergic receptor, nicotinic, alpha 11. Lineage: Eukaryota; Metazoa; Chordata; Actinopteri; Gadiformes; Gadidae. Gene Ontology annotation, biological process: chemical synaptic transmission; monoatomic ion transmembrane transport; nervous system process. Gene Ontology annotation, molecular function: acetylcholine-gated monoatomic cation-selective channel activity; transmembrane signaling receptor activity. The record is from RefSeq and is a predicted model, not a curated record. Gene Ontology annotation, cellular component: neuron projection; synapse; postsynaptic membrane.